GUGCUUCUGCUCCAGCAGCACAAGAGCAGAUUGCAAGCACAUUGCCGAGUGGAAGCUAGUGCAACGCGGUUUACUGCUGUUGGACUGAUCCGAGUUGUCCUUCCAACUUCUAUGGAUACUUCAAAGUAGCUACGAGUUUCGCAAAAACGGAUUUACCACAGAAUGAAAGGGUCAGAUAUGUGACAGAUCUCUGACUCCCCUCACAGCAAUCUCUGCUCCUCUGUCCAGCUGUAACAUCCGAUGGAAGAAUGAUGAUGGGAUGGAUGUGAAUAUGGGCCAGUGGGGCUACACAGGCAUGCAUGGCCAAUCCGUCUGCCUGGCCCUGCUGCUGCUACUGCUCUCCCAGCUGCCCCCCUGCUGCUGCCAGGACUCCCAUGGGCCUCCCCAGGGCCCUGUCGACACCCUCCCUCGCUUUCACUUCACGCAACCCCGCUACCACGCCACCGUCUACGAAAACUCGGCGGCUCGCACCUACGCCAACAGUAAAGUUAAAAUGGGCGUCCACUUGGCCCAGCGCUCCUGGGAGAUCCGAUACAGGAUCACCUCCGGGGACGACGAGGGCUUCUUCAAAGCGGAGGAAUACGUGCUGGGGGACUUCUGCUUUCUGCGUGUACGGACUAAAGGUGGUAAUGCAGCCAUCUUGAAUCGCGAAAUCCAGGAUAGCUACCUACUGACUGUUAAAGCCUCAGUCAAAGGGGAGGUUCUGGAGACCUGGACCAAAGUGACUGUCCAGGUUCUUGAUAUGAAUGACCUACGACCUUUAUUCUCACCCACUACAUACUCAGUCACCAUAGCAGAAAGCACUCCCCUCAGGACUAGCAUAGCCCAAGUUACAGCCACCGAUGCAGACGUCGGCUCCAAUGGGGAAUUUUACUACUUCUUUAAGGAGAAAAUGGAGCUGUUCGCCGUGCACCCGACCAGCGGUGUGGUCUCCCUGAGUGGGAAACUAAACACUGAGGAGCAGAACAGGUACGACCUAGAAAUCCAGGCAGUGGAUCGUGGAAUGAAGCUAUAUGGCAACAAUGGUGUGAGCAGCACAGCCAAGCUGUUUGUGCACGUGGAGCGUGUCAACGAGCAUGUGCCGGUCAUUAAAGUUGCCACCCACAUCACCUCAUGGUUGGACAAGGACCCUGUGUACGCAGUAGUCACUGUGGAAGAUCUAGACGAGGGGUUAAACGGAGAGAUUGAGGAUUUGUCUAUAGUGGCUGGAGACCCACUGGAACAGUUCUUCCUGGAGAGGUCAGAGGGCAGUGAGUUUGCCAUCAAGGCGUCUGACCAGGUGGACUGGGAGAACUUCCCUUAUGGAUAUAACCUCACGCUUCAGGCUAAGGACAAGGGGACCCCGCAAAAGUUUUCUGCGGUCAGUGUUGUUCACUUAAUGGUGAAGAAACCCCAAGCUGUGGAAGUAAAAUUUGAACAGGAGUUAUACAAAAUGAGUCUAAAUGAGAUCUCCCCACCAGGUACCAUCAUAGCAGCCUUGAAAAUCACUCCUGAGCCAGACGAUGCAGAGUAUAUCCUUACUCCCUCGGCAGACUCCUCCUACUUCCGAAUGAACACUCUAACUGGAGUGAUCUCAACUGCCCGCUGGUUCAAAGCAGUCACCCAUAAUGUAUUUGACCUUGAGGUGGUGGAGGUGGACAGUGAACUAAGGGUCAAAGUUCUGGUCUCCAUCGAGGACGCCAAUGACAACACCCCAACGUUUUCUCAGCCUUCGUACGAGGUCUUUGUCAAUGAGAGCGUUCCCGUGGGAUCAAACAUACUGACUUUGUCUGCAUUGGAUGUGGAUAGCGGGGAAAAUGGAUAUAUAACAUACAGCAUAGCCAGCCUCCAGCCUCUACCCUUCAAGAUCAACCAGUUUUCAGGUAUCCUUACCACUACACAGGAGCUGGACUUUGAAUCCUCAUCUGAGAGCUACGUGUUUGUGGUCAGGGCCUCUGACUGGGGCUCCCCUUACAGACGAGAGAGUGAAGUCAACGUAACUGUCCAUCUGGAGAAUGUAAACGAUAACCAGCCCUUAUUUGAGAAAGUAGCGUGCCAAGGAGUGGUCUCUCGGGACUUUGGCAUUGAUGAGGUAAUCACCACCAUGUCUGCUAUCGACAUAGAUGAGCUGGAGCUGGUGAAGUACAAGAUCCUAGAAGGAAACGAGAAAGGCUUCUUUGACUUGAACCCUGACUCAGGGGUCCUGAGCCUUCGUAGGUCCCUUUCCUCUGCCAGUCCAAAAAAUGGAAUGUUUAGUUUGAAAAUAACUGCCACAGAUGGGGAGAAGUUCUCCGACCCAAUGUUUGUUAACAUUUCAGUAGUUCAUGGGAAAUCUCCCCCCAAGAGCUUCAACUGUAGAGAGACCAGAGUUGCCCAAAUGCUGGCUGAAAAGUUACUCAAAAAGUCCAGAGCUAGCACCAAGCCCAAAAUAGAGGAAGGAUUCAUUGACCUUUUCUCUGUAAACAGACAGACCCCUCAGUUUGACAAAACCUUUCCCACUGACAUAUCAGUGCGGGAGGACCUAAGGAUCGGUUCCAGCGUGUUCAAGGUCAAGGCCUAUGAUGGUGACACAGGUUUCAACGGUCAGAUUUUGUAUGCCAUCUCUGAUGGAAACACAGACAGCUGCUUCACCAUCGACAUGGAGAGUGGCCUAAUCACAACAUUCCUUCCUAUGGACAGAGAGAAAAGAGACCGAUACCUCCUUAACAUCACUAUCUACGACAUGGGCCUGCCCCAGAAAACCACCUGGCGUCUACUCACUGUCUAUGUAGAAGACGUCAAUGAUAAUGCACCCCAGUUCAUACAGGAGGGAGGCUAUAGAACGGUAAUUCCUGAGAACACAGCCAUCGGCACGGAUGUCAUUCAGGUGGAGGCCACAGACAAAGACAUGGGCCCUAAUGGAGAGAUUGUCUACUCUCUGCUGACUAGCACCACCCAGUUUGGCAUUAACAGCUCCAACGGGAUUGUGUAUGUUGCCGGCCAGCUGGACAGGGAAUUUGUUGCCAACUUCAACCUGAAGAUUGAGGCUCGUGACCAGGCGGAGAAAGGGAACCAGAGGUUCUCAGUCACCACUCUGAAGAUAUCUUUGGAAGACGUCAAUGACUGCCCGCCCGCGUUCAUCCCCAGCGUCUACAACACCCGGGCAUUGGAGGACCUGCCAGCGGGUACCGUGGUGGCCUGGCUGGAGACCCAAGACCCGGACCUCGGCCCGGGUGGACAGGUUCGAUACUCCCUGGCCAAUGACUACAAUGGGAAGUUUGAGGUGGACAAGGCUAGCGGAGCAAUCCGACUGACCAAGGAACUGGACUAUGAAACGCAACAGUUCUACAACCUCACCGUGAGAGCCAAGGACAAGGGGAGGCCUGUCUCUCUGCUCUCGGUCACCUUCGUGGAACUGGAGGUGGUGGAUGUAAAUGAGAACCUAUACGCUCCCUAUUUCUCCCACUUCGCCCUGACUGGGUCGGUAAAGGAGAACGCCCGCAUCGGCACCACUGUCCUCCAGGUCACGGCCAGAGAUGAUGACGAUGGUCGAGAUGGAGAAAUCCAGUACUCGAUUCGAGACGGGAGUGGACUGGGGCGCUUUGCUAUUGAUGAAGUGACGGGUGUUAUUUACACCACAGACACACUGGACCGUGAGACCAAGGACUCCUAUUGGCUGACGGUGUACGCUACAGACCACGGGGUGGUGCCCCAGUUCGCCGCAAUAGAGGUGUACAUCCAAGUCGAGGACGUCAACGACAACGCCCCCUUGACCUCUGACCCCGUCUACCACCCUGUCGUCAUGGAGAACUCUCCCAAGGAUGUGUCAGUCAUCCAGAUCCAAGCGCAGGACCCAGAUGCCACGGGCGGAACCGAGAGACUGAGCUACAGGAUAGCUAGUGGGAAUCCGCAGAACUUCUUUACCAUCAAUACCAAGACCGGUGUCAUCACAACUACAGCCAGGAAACUGGACCGGGAGCAGCAGUCUGAGCAUGUUUUAGAGGUCACUGUGUCGGACGGCGGUCCCAGCCCCAAGCACUCCACAGUGUGGGUGAUUGUCCACGUGCUGGAUGAGAACGACAACAAGCCGACCUUCCCGGAGAAGGUGUACCAGAUCAAGCUGCCUGAGAGGGACAGACGGAAGAAAGGGGAGCCUAUCUACAGGGCCUUUGCUUACGACCGGGAUGAAGGCGCUAACGCCGACCUCUCCUACAGCAUCAUCGAUGGCAAUGAGGAUGGCAAGUUCUUCGUCGACCCCAAGACUGCGGUGGUGUCGUCACGGAAGCAGUUCACAGCCGGGAACUAUGACAUCCUUACUAUUAAAGCUACAGAUAAUGGUCGCCCCCAGAAGUCAGCGACUGCCCGUCUGCACAUCGAGUGGAUCCGUAAGCCCCUGCCCUCAGCCCUGCCCCUUUUGUUUGACGAGCAGUACUACAACUUCACCGUCAUGGAGAGUGACAAGGUGGCCGAGAUAGUGGGAGUGGUCUCUAUGCAACAGAGCUCCAGCCCCCUCUGGUUCGACAUCACAGGUCCAAGGCCUUUCCGUGAGGUGUUCUAUAUACUGCAGACCGCUUGUGGCAAGAACUGUUCCACAGAAGGCGGCAACACGGAGAGCCUGUUUGACAUUGAGAAGAGUGUGGGCACCAUCAUCAUCGCCAAGCCUCUGGACGCCGAGCAGCGCUCCUUCUACAACAUGACCGUGGAGGUGACGGAUGGGACAAACUCCGCCGUCACACAGGUCUACAUCACGGUGUUGGACAACAACGACAAUCCGCCUGUAUUCUCCCAGCCCACCUAUGACAUCACUAUAUCGGAGGACACACCCCCGGAGACGGAGGUGGUCCAAGUGUUGGCGUCGGACCGCGACGAGCACCACAGCCUCACCUACAUCCUCCACAGUGCCAUCGACCCAAGUAGCCUGCGCCUCUUCCGUAUUGACCCCAACACAGGCGCCGUGUACACGGCAGAGAGACUGGACCACGAGGCCCGGGCCCAGCACAUCCUGACCGUCAUGGUGAAGGACCAGGAGUUUCCCUACAGGAGGAACCUGGCCCGUGUGUUGGUAGACGUGGAGGAUGUUAAUGACCACGUUCCGGUGUUCACCAGUGCCCUGUAUGAGGGGUUCGUCUACGAAUCUGCUGCAGUUGGCUCUGCUGUGCUCCAGGUGACAGCCCUGGACAAAGACAAGGGGGAGAAUGCAGAGCUCCUCUACAGCAUUGAAUCAGGUAACACAGGGAACACGUUCCGUAUUGAGCCGAUUCUGGGAAUCAUCUCCGUUGCCCGUGAGCUGGACCUCACCACAAUUGGCCAUUACGUCAUCACCGUCAGAGUCACUGACAGCGGCUCCCCUCCGCUUUCCGCCACUUCUGUGGUGCGCAUCGCUGUCACACUGUCAGACAACGCCAACCCCAAGUUCCUCCAGUCCGAGUACCAGGCUGAGGUCACGGAGAAUGUUGCCAUGGGAACAUCUGUGACUACAGUGAGUGCUGUGAGCCAGUCCACUCUGACCUAUGACAUUAGGCAUGGAAACAGUGAACGCACAUUCAGGAUCAACCAGUACAGUGGGGUGAUCACCACUCAGAAAUCCCUGGACUUUGAGAUCACAGUUUCUUAUACCCUCAUCGUUCAGGCCACCAACAUGGCUGGCAUGGCUUCCAACGCCACCCUGCUUAUACAGGUGGUAGAUGAAAACGACAACCCGCCAGUGUUCCAGUUUCUUCGCUACCAGGGUAGCAUCAGUGAGGCAGCGCCCAUCAAUAGCGUAGUCCUGAACCCAGACAACAGCCCUCUGGUCAUCAAAGCCACUGAUGCUGACCGCAACCAAAAUGCUCUAUUAGUCUACCAGAUUGUUGAGGACACAGCCAAAAUGUUCUUUACGGUGGAUUCUGGCACUGGCUCCAUCAGGACCAUUGCCAAUCUGGACCAUGAGACAUUUGCUGUUUUUAACUUCCAUGUCCAUGUUAGGGACAGUGGGAGACCUCAGCUUACGGCGGAUAGCCCCACAGAGGUUACUAUACAAGUGAUUGACACCAAUGACUCUCCACCUUGCUUCACUCAAGAUGCAUAUGAAACUGUCCUGCUGCUGCCCACUUACACGGGUGUGGAAGCGCUACAGGUCUCUGCCACGGACCCAGACCAAAACGUUCCCACAGAACUUAGCUACACACUGACAGACAGCAGCCUGGAGCACUUCACCAUCGAUCACUCCAGUGGUAUCAUCACAGUCAAGAACAAUAACUUCUCCAAGGAGAGAUUCCGCUUCAACGUCAAAGUGUCCGAUGGGAAGUUCUCCAGCACGGCCCUGGUUACCGUCAUUGUGCGAGAGGCACUGGAUUCUGGCCUGUUAUUUGCCCACAGCCUCUACUCCUCAUCUAUUCAGGAGAACAUCACCAACAUCACCAAGGUGGCUGUGGUCAACGCAGUUGGGAAUCGCCUUAACGAGCCACUGAAAUACACCUUGCUAAAUGCUGGGACACGCUUCCAGAUCAGGCCUACCUCUGGCGUAAUCCAGACAACUGGCAUUCCCUUUGACCGUGAGGAGCAGGAGUUCUACGAGCUGGUGGUUGAGGCUGGGAGGGAGCAUGACCGCCUGCGUGUUGCCAGGGUGAUGGUCAGGGUCCAGAUAGAGGAUAUCAACGACAACGCUCCGGUGUUCGUAGGACUUCCAUAUUAUGCUGCGGUCCAGGUGGAGGCUGAACCGGGUUCGCACAUAUUCAGAGUCACCGCUGUGGACCGUGACAAAGGCAUCAAUGGGGAGGUAUCCUAUUACCUUAAAGACGACCAUGGGCACUUUGAGAUUGACAGGUUGACUGGUAGCCUUGGUUUGAAAAAGGCAUUUGAGUCAGACUUGUCCAACCAGGAGUACCAGAUGGUGGUUUUGGCCAAGGAUGGCGGUUACCCUCCCCUGUCCUCCGCUGUUGAGUUCACCAUCACAGUGGUGAACAAGGCCAUGCCCGUCUUUGACAAGUCAUUCUAUGCCGUGUCAGUGAACGAAGACGUUGCUGUCCACACUCCUAUCCUUGGAAUCAACGCUACCAGCCCAGAGGGUCAGAGCAUCAUCUACACCAUUGUGGAGGGAGACCCGUCGCUGCAGUUUGACAUUGGCUUUGACACUGGAGUCAUCAGGGUCAUCAACUCCUUGGACUAUGAGAUCGCCCAAUCCUUUCGUUUGACCGUCAGAGCCACCGACUAUCUAACUGGUGCCCGGGCUGAGGUGGAUGUAGAUGUCACAGUUAAUGAUGUUAAUGAUAACCCUCCGGUGUUUGAGAAAACCUCCUAUAAAGCGGUCCUGUCUGAGACUGCCAUGAUCGGCACACCAGCACUUCAAGUGGUGGCAACCGAUAGAGAUUCGGAGAAAAACAACAUUGUACGCUACCAGGUCUUCUACCCCACAGAUGCCUAUAACAGUUCAGACUAUUUCCACAUUGACAGCAGCAGCGGCCUCAUCCUCACCGCCCGAAUGCUCGACCAUGAGCUGGUCCAACGAUACGACUUCAUCGUCAGGGCAACCGAUAACGGCUUCCCACCGUUGAGCAGUGAAGUUUCAGUCACCUUGGUGGUUAAUGACAUGAAUGACAACCCUCCUGUGUUCAACCAGCUUCUCUAUGAGGCCUACGUCAGUGAAUUAGCCCCUAGAGGCCAUUUUGUAACCUGUGUUCAGGCUUUGGAUGCUGACAGCUCUGAUUAUGAUAAGCUGGAGUACAGUAUGCUGUCAGGUAAUGAGAGGAUGAACUUCAUGAUGGAUGGUAAGACUGGAAUCAUCACACUGUCUGGUCACAGGAAACAGAGAAUGGAGCCAGCCUAUAGUUUGAAUGUAUCUGUGUCAGAUGGGGUAUUCACAAGCACAGCCCAGGUGCAUGUCAGGAUCCUUGGAGCCAACCUUUACAGCCCGGUAUUUGGACUAAAUGUAUAUGAAGCAGACGUUCGGGAGAAUGCUGCAGUAGGUACCAAGGUGAUCCAGGUGAGGGCAACUGAUUCUGACCCAGAAAUGUUUGGCCAGAUCACCUACUUGUUUGUCAAUGAUGUGGGCAAGGACCAGUUCAGUGUGGAUGCCAAUGGUCAGAUCACCACUUUGGAGAAGUUGGACAGAGAGGACCCAGCCAACAAGGACAUUGUCCUAGUGGUGGCAGCCCAGGACGGUGGUGGAAGGGCCUCUUACUGCACCGUGCGGGUCUCCCUGGUAGAUGAAAAUGACAAUGUUCCAUCCUUCAGAGCGACAGAAUACCGUGCUUCUGUCAAAUCGGACGUCGGCAAAGGUUUCCUGGUGACACAGAUCCAGGCUUAUGAUCCUGACGACGGUGCCAACUCCAAGGUGACAUACUCCCUCUAUAGUGAGGCGCAUGUCCCCGUGGUGGAUAUCUUAGAGAUAGACCCUGACAAUGGAUGGAUGGUCACCAAGGGCAGCUUCAGCCACUUGCGCAACUCAGUUUUGUCUUUCUUUGUCAAAGCAGUGGAUGGGGGCAUUCCAGUCAGGCACUCUCUGGUAUCUGUAUAUAUCCAUGUCUUGGCCCCUGAUGCCCUCAUUCCCUCCUUCACCCAGCCCCAGUACUCAUUCACUGUCCCUGAAGACACUCCCAUUGGAGCCGCCUUGGGGCCUGUCCGCCUCAUAACCCCUCCGGGCUACGCGUCGUCUCCAGUCACCUUUGCUCUGGUCAGUGGAGAGACCGGGGAGAACAACCAGGAUGGCGUUCUGGUGGUGGACAGGGACACAGGGGUCAUCAAGUUGGACAAACCCCUUGAUCAUGAGGUCAUCACCUCCUUCCACUUCAAGGUGACGGCCACUAUGCCACAGGCCAAGCUGGACUCUGUGACCAGCGUUGACGUUGAAGUCAAAGUACUGGACCUCAAUGACAACAAGCCAGCAUUUGAAUCCAACUCCUACGAGGCGACAGUGAUGGAGGGUAUGCCGGUUGGCACCAGGAUUAUCCAGGUUCAAGCCCUGGAUCCGGACUCUGGAUCUAACGGACAGGUUACAUACAGCCUAGGAGCCUUGGCUCAUUCCGAAGGGCAGCCAGACCAGUCCACAGAGACCUUCACCAUAGACAGCAACACAGGCUGGAUAUCCACUCUCAAAGAGUUGGACCACGAGACGUACCCAUCCUAUACGUUUUUGGCUGUGGCCUCAGACCUCGGGGAGACCCUGGCCUUAACCUCUACCUCCACAGUGACCAUGGCUGUGUCUGACAUCAACGACAAUCCGCCCAGCUUCGUAGAGGAGAGUUACUGGGGUUCAGUGCGUGAGAGCGACCCCCCUGGCGAGGUGGUGGCAGUGCUCAACACUAGAGAUGACGACAGCUCUGCGGUAAACCGGCAAGUCAGCUACCACAUUACAGGCGGGAAUCCUCGGGGUGUGUUCGCCCUGGGACAGGUGCAGGGGGAGUGGAAGAUGUACGCGAAGCGCCCGCUGGACCGCGAGGAACAGGAACUAUACCUCCUCAACGUCACCGCUACCGACGGCCUUUUUGUCACCAGGGCAACGGUGGAGGUGUCCGUGACCGACACCAAUGACAACAGUCCUGUCUGUGACCAGGCUUUGUACACGGCGUCUGUACCCGAGGACAUCCCAGUAAACAGGGUGCUAAUGAGGGUGGGGGCCAGCGAUGUUGACGUCGGGGUCAGCGCCUGGGUCCAGUACUCUCUACAGGGACCCGGCUCCGAAGACUUCCGCAUCGACCCUGACACCGGUGAACUGAAGACAGCCCAGCCUCUGGACCGGGAGAAGACCCCUGUGUACCGACUGGUUGCCCAGGCGACUGACGGAGGAGGUCUGUUCUGUCGCGCCGAGGUCCACCUGACCCUGUUGGACGUGAACGACAACCCCCCCGCGUUCCCGGUCCCGCACUACGCCGCCAGUGUGUAUGAGGACACAGCCACCAAAGCCCUGCUCACGCGCAUACAGGCCAUCGACCCUGACGAAGGGAUCAGUCGUAAGGUAGUCUACUCCCUGGCUGACUCUGCUGGCGGCUUCUUCUCGAUCGACAAGUCCUCCGGCAUCGUGGUCCUGGAACGGGUCCUGGACCGCGAGCAGCAGCCGUCCUACAUGAUCAUAGUCCGAGCGUCCGACCAGGGCUCACCAGUCCGCCUGUCCUCCCUGGUCAACGUGACCAUCACGGUCCUGGACAUCAACGACAACCCGCCGGUGUUUGAGCGCCGCGACCACCUGGCGACGGUGCCGGAGGACGUGGGACUGGGGACCGAGGUCCUGCGGGUGUACGCAGCCAGUAAGGACAUCGGAACCAACGCCGAGAUCACCUACAGCAUCCGCUCAGGCAACGAGCACGGAAAGUUCCACAUACACCCCCUCUCUGGUGCCAUCACUGUAUCCAAGCCCCUGGACUUUGAGACGUGCAAGGACUACUUCCUGACCGUGGAGGCAAGAGACGGCGGAACCCCGCCCCUCAGUGCCGUCACCACGGUGAACAUCAACCUGACGGACGUCAACGACAACGCUCCAGUGUUCAGCCGGGACAUCUAUACCGCCGUCAUAUCCGAGGACGCCACCAUCGGGGAGUCCAUUGUAAAGUUGACAGCUGAAGACGUAGACAGCCAGAUGAACAGUGAAAUCCUGUACUCCAUCGUUAGUGGCGACAGAGAGAACCAGUUCUUCAUAGACCCGCUCUCCGGCAUGAUGAAGGUCAACAAGCAGCUGGACAGAGAGAUGGUGUCGGGGUACUCCCUGGUGGUGAGGGCUCUGGACAGCGGCGCUCCACCCAUGUCGUCCACGGUGACGGUCAACAUUGACAUCUCGGACAUCAACGACAACCCGCCCACGUUCUCCCCGGCCAAUCUCACCACUGUCAUUCAGGAGAACAAGCCCAUCGGCACCAGCAUUCUGCAACUGUCCGUCAUAGACUUGGACUCCUCCCACAACGGCCCGCCUUUUGAGUUCCGCAUCCUCUCGGGGAAUGAGGGUGGCGAGUUCACGCUGGAGCGAGAUGGAACUCUGCUAGCAAAUCAGGUGUUUAGGCGGGACUUGGCCACAGAGUAUGUCAUUCAGGUCCAGGUGAGGGACUCCGGGAAGCCGCGCCUGUCCUCCUCUUCCACCCUGACAGUGCGUGUGAUCGAGGAGAGCCUCCACCGGCCCGUAGCUCUGCCCCUGGAGGUGCACAUAGUCACCAUGGAGGACGAGUUCCCCGGGGGAGUCAUCGGCCAGCUGCACGCCACCGACGCCGACCCCUAUGACAUCCUGACCUUCGGCCACGCCCCGCCGUCUCAGCGCUCCCUCUUCAAGAUCAGCCCGAGAGAUGGCAAGAUCAUCGCCCUGGGUGGCCUGGACGCCGGCCGCUACUCGCUCAACGCCAGCGUGAGCGACGGGCGCUUCGCCGUGCCCGUGGCCGUGAGCGUUUACGUGGAGCAGGCGUCGCCGGAGAUGCUCCGUGAGGCGGUGACCGUGCGCUUCGAGAGUGUGGCGCCCCACGACUUUGUGGCCACCCACCUAAAGAACAUUCUGAAAGUCCUGAAGGUCGCGGCGGCGACCCAGAAGCAGGACGUGUUGCACAUGCUCAGUCUGCAGCCGGUCGGCGGGACAAGCCAGCUGGACCUGCUGGUGGCCGUGGAAACGGCGGGGGGAGGCUUCUACAAGGCGGCCUACCUGACGCAGAAGCUGAGCGCCUCCCGCAGGCAGCUGGAAGAAGUGCUCAGGGUGUCGGCCAUCUUGGAUAAGAACUGCUCCGGUCUGGAGUGCCGGGGGGCCCUGUGUGAGCAGAGCAUCGCGUUGGAUUCCCACGCCCUCGUCACCUACAGCACCCCCAGGGUCAGCUUUGUGUCGCCGCGCUUCCACCGGACCACCCGCUGCACAUGCACUGAUGGUAGCUGCCCCCCAGCCUCGGAGCUGUGUGAGGAGCAGCCGUGUCCAGGAGACAUGCAGUGUGUGGGUACAGAAGGGACCAGGGGGCCGUACGUCUGCCAGUGUCCCCCGGGGAAACUGGGAGAGUGUGCAGGCCACACGUCUCUGAGUUUCUCAGGGAACAGUUACAUAAAGUACAAGGUGUCUGAUGGAGGGAGGACGGGGGAGAUGAAGCUGGGCCUGAGAAUACGAACGCUGCAGAGCCGAGGAAUCAUCAUGUACACGCGCGCUGACCCCUGCACUAUUCUCAAGCUGGAAGAGGGCAAGCUGUGGUUCCAGAUGGACUGCGGGAACAGCCCCGGUACGCUGGGCAUCUCCGGGCGGCCCAUCAACGAUGGCAAUUGGCACACGGUGACGCUGGAGCUCAACCGCAACUUCACCAGCCUGUCUCUGGACGACAGCUACGUGGAGAGGAGGAGAGGGCCUCCGCGCUUCCAACCGCUGGGCACCGAAGGCUCCAUUUAUUUCGGAGCGCAGGUCCAGCCUGCUAACUCUCGCAGCCUGACGGAUAAGAAAGGCCCACAGGUGUUCGACGGUUUUCAGGGCUGCUUGGACUCGGUGAUGCUCAACAACAACGAAUUGCCACUGCAGAACAAGCGGAGCCGCUACGCCGAGGUGGUGGGCCUGACGGAGCUGAAGCUGGGCUGCGUUCUCUACCCCGACGCUUGCCUCAAGCAGCCCUGUCUCCACGGAGCCACCUGCACCGGACUGCCCUCUGGUGGUUUUGCAUGUAAUUGCAGUCCCCAGUACACUGGAGGGCGCUGUGAAACAGAGAUCACAGCGUGUGUUCCCAACCCCUGCCAUAACAGCGCUGUGUGCAAACCCAUCGGCAACGCUUUUUUGUGCAGCUGCAGGAGGGGCUUCAAAGGAAUCACGUGCGAGGAGGACGUCAACGAGUGCGAGCGGGGCGGUGGCGCGGAGGCGGAAUGUGAGAACGGCGGCGUGUGCGUCAAUACGCACGGCUCGUUCUACUGCAACUGCACGCCGGGCUUCGUGGGCCAGCGCUGCAGCCUGCGGCCAGUGGUGGUGCCGGACAUGCAGGCCGGACACGCCGUGGUGGGCAAAGAAGAACUCAUCGGUAUCGCCGUGGUGCUGUUCGUCAUCGUCACUCUCAUCGUCCUCUUCAUCGCCUUCCGCAAAAAGGUGUUCCAGAAGGACUACUCACGCAACAACCUGACUCUGGUCCAGGACCCCGCCACAGCGGCUCUGCUGAACAAGGCCAACGGCGUUCAGUUCAAGACCCUGCGCCGUACGCCCGGUGACCCUUUGAACCUCUACGCGGAGGCGGGGAUGGGCGCCACGAUGAUCGGUGUCGGCUCCGGGAUGAUCGGCCCGCCGCAGGUGCCGGUGAGGCCCAUGGCUUACACGCCCUGUUUCCAAGGCGACCCGCGGUCCACGCUGGAGAAGAUGGCGGACGGGAGGGGCGCGGAACACACGGAGAUGAGCACCUUCCACCCGGAGUCGCCCAGGAUACUGGGAGGCACCAUGCGGAGGGGGGUGGUGGUGUGCAGCGUGGCGCCCAACCUGCCGCCCGUUUCGCCCUGCCGCUCUGACUGCGACUCCAUUCGCAAGAGCCCAUGGGACAGCGAUGAGGGUAAAAUGGUGGACAUGGGUGAGGAGAUGACCUGUUUCUCUGGGAGCAACAAGGGCAGCAACUCUGAGGUCCACUCGCUGAGCUCCUUUCAGUCUGACUCCUGCGACGACAACGCCUCCAUAGUGACCGUCAUUCGACUGGUCAAUGAUGCAGUCGACACUAUCGAGAACGAAGUGUCAGUCAUGGACCAAGGUCAGAGCUACAACAGAGCAUAUCACUGGGACACGUCCGACUGGAUGCCCAACUCACGGCUGCCCGACAUCGAGGAGGUACCCAGCUACGAGGCCAGUGGCCUGGGGGUCCAUGGCGACAUGGUGGCCUCAGCGUCCCGACUAGGAGGCAGCUCUCGCCUGGGGGGCAGCACCCGGGAGCUGGAGUCGGACUACUACUUGGGAGGCUACGAUAUCGACAGUGACUUCCCGCCUCCCCACGAAGAGGAGUUCCUGACGCAGGACCAGCUUCCCCUUCCCCUCCCCACCCCCCUAGAGGAGUACCAGGAUCCCCCCUACGACACCCUCCCAGCCGGAAGCACCCACCCCCCCUCCAAGGAGAGCACCCUGAGUGGGAGUGAAAGCGCCGGACGCCACCGGUCGCCCCGCCCUCACUUCCACCCCAGCCAAUACCUGCCCCCGCACCAGCUACCCCUGGGGGAGGUGGGCCAAGCAGUGGAGGAGUUCAGCAUUUUUGCAGGAGGGACGAUCCCACCAGGAGGCAGUGAGGCACAGGAUAACACGUCGCUGAACAUGAGGCUGUCAGGGAACGCGUCGUCGGCCUCGGACGUGUCGGCUCCAUGCGGUUUUGACGAUUCCGAGGCCGGCGGCAGUGACUUUGACAGCAUGGAUGAGCUCCACCGGGGGGUAACAUACACCAUAGAGCUACAGCAGCAGACUGAGGUCUGAACUAGGCCUGUCGUAGGGACGAGGGUCACUGGGGUUCGGAGCUGCAGGCCGAUAGGCAGGCCAGGACAGAGACCGCUGGAGUAGAACGCUGUGUAGACGCUGUGCCUAGCUGUGCAAGUCCUCUGGGUGGAAUUGUGAUAGAUGGAUGUCCUUCCUCGAAGGAAAAAGCUUAUUGGUUUACGGACUAGUUUGUGGUUACAUCAUCAGAACAGUACCCGAUGGAACACUUCAAAUCACUUUCAUUGCAAACCUUAAACCAUUUCACCCAUUGCACGCUUUAUCCUUAAACUACUUUCCCAAGCCGCUGCCCUUAAGACACUAUCAAGCUGCAUGCAAAGGAAAGCUAUUUGUUUUGACACAUUUUUGCCCAUGGCAGGUUGUCAUUAUUUCCCUAAGCCUAGCCUGUCACGGACAGCGGAGUGUUGUACCCUUCCAUAGUCAGGAUCAGAUUGAGUAUGUAAAUGAACAGGUUGAGAAUGUGAAUAAUAAAGGUAAAGUUAAAAAUGGAAACUUUAAAAAGACAAGGGUAGAGGAAAUGGACGGGCAAAUGAAUAAAGAAUAGAUUGAGAAUGUUUGACAAUAAGAAAGAGAACAAUCAUGUCAUUGUCAGUACUGUGAUAUGGCCUUUUCUUUUGGCUAAUAACAGGUGUGAUCUUCACUUCCACGCAUCUCCCCUUCUCCAUCUCUCAAUACUCAAUACUGCUCACCUACAUAGGUCUGUGGACUUCCCCCAAACCAUGAUGCAGAUUCCUUUGGGGGGAUUGGGUGGGACUCCCCCCGCAGAUUAUUUUAUUUUUUUCAUCAUUUUUUUCUUAUACAAAUCUGCAAACUGUUUACUCAUGGACUGUACAGAAUUUGUUAAAUAAUAAAAUUACCAUUCUGAUGCAAUUGAAAUGGUAAAAUAUUUUUUUCUAUUAUCCACAUUCCAAGAAUGCCAUUUAUUUUAAGUGGAACAUUUUUAUUGUCCUUGGUCCCGACUUCCUCUCAUAAAACCAGCUAGCCUUCUGUCCCACAGGCUAUCCUGUCAAUGCUCUUCUUUUGGGCCAAGUACAUUUGCUUUAAUUGUCAGCUUUGAUAAUUUACAUUGAGUUCUUACAUUUCCCAGCACUGCAAACUAAAUGUUUUUUAUUUCUCUUCCUUGUUUAUUGUCCUUUCCAUGUUUUGCACUGAGCAUGUUUUGUAGUCUGUCCAUUAUUUCCCAAAGCUAUGUCUGCAAUAGUUCUGACUCCUGCUUGACUGGAGUUAAGAACUAGGGUCUGUGUACAAUUAAAAUGCAUUAUAAGAGAGUAAUGCAAAAAUAUAAACACAGCAUGGUAAAAUGUUUACGAUUUUACUUAGUUAAUAUGAGAAAAUCUGUCAAUUGAAUUUAUUAGGCUUUAAUCUAUGGAUUUGACAUGGUAUAAAUACACUUUUUGUAUGUACGGAACAUUUCUAGGAUUUAUUUUCAGCUCAUGAAACAUGGGACCAACACUUUGCAUGUUGUGUUUAUAUUUUUGUUCAGAAUAUACUAAUGUAACAUCUCACACAAAGUGCCAGGCAACAUUGAAUUAAGGGUCUGGUUAAAGGCUGUGUUCCAUUUUGGUUCUAUCCACACAGAAAAUAGAAUAAUCGGUGGUUACUAACAAUGGCUUUCUCUCACACACAUCUGUAUCAGUCCAGGACAGGCAGAGAAAAUAUAACAUAACAGAUCAGUGUUGUAUUGGGCUUGGAGUCAUUGUAUUGUAAUAUAUGCCUAAUAAAGUUGGGCAAGUUUUUUUGUAAAAGA
This is a messenger RNA of Esox lucius (northern pike), 16061 nucleotides long. RefSeq names its product FAT atypical cadherin 3a (gene fat3a). Gene Ontology annotation, molecular function: calcium ion binding. The transcript has 33 exons. Gene Ontology annotation, cellular component: plasma membrane. Bases 260 to 14296 code for a protein of 4678 amino acids. NCBI's taxonomy places the organism in Eukaryota, Metazoa, Chordata, Actinopteri, Esociformes, Esocidae. The record is from RefSeq and is a predicted model, not a curated record. Gene Ontology annotation, biological process: homophilic cell-cell adhesion.